AUGGAUAAUGAGGGGCAAGUUUCUGCAGAAGUAUCUGAUACACUGGAGUCGGUUUCUUUUCUGAACACAGCAUUUCAACCUUUGAAAGUCUUUUUGAGAGUGAGGCCCUUUUCUAUAGCAGAGCCGGAAAACCAUGAAUCUCAGGGUUGUGUAACUAUUGAAGAUCCCCAGACAGUUGUUAUUAAUGCACCCAAAGAGUCUUCUGCAACGAAAAACAGUGAAAGAGGGAUUGGUCAUUCUGUGCACAGGUUCACCUUUUCUCAGGUCUUUGGACCAGAAACUACUCAGCAUGAAUUUUUUGAAGGCUCAAUGAAAGAGAUAGUAAGAGCAUAUGUUAAUGGAGUGAAUGGACUGGUGUUUACUUAUGGGGUUACAAAUGCAGGCAAGACAUUCACCAUCCAAGGGACUUCAAAAGAUUUUGGUAUUUUACCUCGCUCACUUGAUGUGGUUUUUAACCACAUAAGGGGAAGACAUUACCUGAAGAUGAACUUCAAACCAUAUUUGAGCAACAAUGUUAAGAAACUGGAAGAUGCACAAGUUAAGCAAGAAGAAGCCAUAAAAACUGCUAUUCUUGCAUCACUGAAAGAGGAGACAGAAAGCAUCUCAAAUACUAUAACACAUAUGUGUGAUGUGGAGUCGGAUUCUUCCAACUGUACUUCAAAAAGUCUUCCUUCUGAUUCACUAGCAGAGAAGAACUUUGUUUCACUUGAUGUAUAUAGAACUAAGAUACACCAAAGAACACAGGCAUCUGUGUGGAUUUCCUUUUGUGAAAUUUAUAAUGAAUAUGUGUAUGACCUAUUAAAUGUAUUAUCUACAUCAAAAACUCAGAAGCGCAGAGUCCUAAGAAUUUGUGAGGAUCAAGGAGGAAAUUCUUAUGUUAAAGAUUUAAAGUGGAUUAACAUUCAGACCACUGAAGAAGCCUGCAAAAUACUAAAAAUAGGAAACAAGAACCGAAGCUUUGCUUGUACUAGAAUGAAUGAGCAAUCAAGUAGGAGUCACAGUAUAUUUUCAAUCAGGCUACUAAAGCUGACUGACGAGCAUCAGCCCCGUGUUCUUGGAGUUUCAGAGUUAUCUUUCUGUGACUUGGCUGGAUCAGAGAGGUGUAAUAAAACACAAGCCUUUGGAGAUAGACUAAAAGAAGCAGGAAAUAUUAAUAAUUCUCUUCAUAUCCUUGGAAAAUGCAUUGCAGCAUUGAAGCAAAAUCAAAAUCCGAAGAUGAAGCCAAGCUAUAUUCCAUUCAGAGAGAGCAAAUUGACUCGUCUGUUUCAGCCGUUCUUUUGUGGAAAAGGCAAAGUUUGUAUGAUUGUAAACAUUAAUCAGCAUGCUUCCACAUAUGAUGAAACACUACAUGUAAUGAAGUUUUCAGCUAUAGCCAAACAGGUAAUCCAGACAAUCCUACCCAAAAGUUUUGGUUAUUUUCCACCCAAGCUAGUUGGAGGCAACGGCAAACCUAUUGUGCACUUUGAUGCUAACACAUCUGUAGAUGACUUUCCUGACAGUACUGAAACCUCUGCAGAAGAGGAAGUGGACAUCACCAUUCUGAGUCAUGAGGAUCUCUUGAAAACUACAGAGAACCUAAAGGAGAAGCUAGUUGCAGAAAAACAAAGUAAACUCCUUCUGGAGGUGAAGAUACGUAGAGAGAUGGCAGAAGCAAUGUUCCGACAGCUGUUGGAAACAGAGGAAGCCUGGAGCAACCGCUUGGAAGAUAUGAAAGACAGUUAUGAAGAAAAACUGGAGAGCAAAUUUGAAAUGUAUAAAGAGGCAAUCAAGAAACAUGCAUAUGUGUGUGCAAUGGAACAAAUUGAAGACCAUUAUGUUCCCAUAGAAGAAUUUCUAGCUGAACAGGAGAAAGUUGAGGAUAGAGAGAGUAAAAUACUGCAAUUGGAAAGGCAACUUGAUGAACAGUCAAGGAGGCUGUUGGCUCUGGGAGGUCCAAAUUCAGAUAUACUGACUACUGAAAAUAACAUGGAACUAGAUCUUAUGAACAAGAUGAUGAAGAGAGCCAAUGAAGGAUUGCAGAAACAAUGCAAAGAGAAAGAAGAGCUUAUAAAAUCUCUGAAGUUUAAAAUACAGAAAUUAAAUGAAACCCUGCUAGAAGCUAAUGAAGGCUACAGAAAAAUGGCAGAAGAGAACAGUCAACUGAAGCAUACAAUCAUGCUCAAGGAUCAAGAAAUGAAUAGUCUUCAGAACUGGGCUAAACGUGUUCUUGAGCUUGAAGAAACAGUGUCUUCCCUGCAGAAAGAACUUGACGAACGGAAAAAGCAUUUCUCUAUAGAGGAGCCAAAACAACAAAAACCCAGGAGAGGUUUGUUGGCUAACCUGAAAUCCACAGUAGCAGCCACUGCUAGUACACCUCUUGGUGAAGGCUGGGGGAACUAUGAAGGUACUUCAUGCUUUUCAAGAAAACAAGUACUGUUUGCUCAUAAAGCAAAAGAAUAAUAUUUGAUUAAUCAAAGUGAGCAAUUACUGGGCUUCUUUAUCAA
Molecule: messenger RNA, 2483 nt
Organism: Haliaeetus leucocephalus (bald eagle)
Lineage: Eukaryota; Metazoa; Chordata; Aves; Accipitriformes; Accipitridae
Product: kinesin-like protein KIF20A
Exons: 18
Coding region: 1-2439 (812 amino acids)
Biological process (GO): microtubule-based movement
Cellular component (GO): kinesin complex; microtubule; nucleus
Molecular function (GO): microtubule motor activity; microtubule binding; ATP hydrolysis activity
Source: RefSeq, a predicted model, not a curated record